GAUAGAGUGAAGAAGGGAAGAGGGAGUGAGCAAGACUGACAGGGGAUUCCAAGAGUGGAGAGUCAGCAGUGAGUAUGUUUGUGGAAAGAGGAGGGAGGAUAAGUAUGCAGAGAAACAGAGAGGGUAUGGGAGAGAGGUGAGGCUUGGUUUGAUUCAUGUUGUGAUCAGAGCCAAUAGAAAGCCCCCUUCUAUGUCUAGGGGGAAGCAGAAGUGAGACUCCAAACCCAGCUGGAAACACACAGAGACACUGAACUAGAAUACUGAGACACAGAAACCCAAUGGCAUAGAAAGACAUAUUACAAAGAGAGGAGAAAGAGAUAUAUACAUAUUUUGAGAUAAAUAUGGAUUAUUAAUAAACUCAAAGAUACAGACUCAGUGGAGAGAAACAGGACCACAGACCUUGGGACACUCAGCUGAAAGUCCACCUCAGGAACCCCUGCUGUUCCAAUGGAAACCAACACCAGGAUUCCCUCUACAGGACCAGUAAGGGUGGACAGCUACCCCUAACUGAGACAGGAUCACCCCACUGUCCUGGGACACUGUGGCAAGAGAAUGUUUUGCAGAAUCACUCUCCCGGUCCUACUGGCUGGGGUGCUCUGCGUUGCCACCGACACCAGGAAGCCCCGCCCGCAGGGCUCCAUCCCCUCACUUUUCAAGACCAAAGGCAACCUGUCGGAGCGUCAGCGCCUGUUGCCGCGGAAACCCGAAGUCCUUUCGUCAAGUCGGGAGGCCCUGGUGGUCACGGAGCGCCGGUACCUCCGACGUGACUGGUGCAAGACACAACCCCUCCGCCAGACAGUGAGCGAGGAGGGCUGUCGGAGUCGUACGGUGGUCAACCGCUUCUGCUAUGGCCAGUGUAACUCCUUCUACAUCCCACGCCACAUGAGCCCUAGCUCAAAUCGAGGCCCGGGGUCCGGCCGGAAGAACCACAACAAGGCCCAAGAGCCCUUCCAGUCCUGUUCCUUCUGCAGGCCGCACCGCAUCACCCAGCUCACUGUGCAGCUGGACUGUCCGGGGCUGCAACCAGCCUUUCGCCAUCGCAAGGUGCAGCGUGUCAAACAGUGUCGCUGUAUGUCGGUGGAUGUGAGUGGUAACGGAAAACUGUGAGGAAUUCUUUGGAACCAGACCAUGACAGUCACCAUGGACACUAAUGUGACUGUGAAAGUGAACGUUAACAUGAACAUGAAUAGCGUAGACAUGACAGGGGACAAGCUAGUAGUACCUCUCCCCUAUAUUGGACUAUUCUGCAUUAUCACUUUGUACACAGGUCUACUGGUCACACAAAAUGAACCCUACAGGUACUGGUAGUGCAGAGUGGCCCUUCUAUUAGCCCUUUGACUAUAUGGACAGCUAUGGUGAAAACUACAAAUUGCAGACAUAAAUGGAUGCUUUGCACAACACCAACUGAAGCACAGACAUGUUUCAGUUCAACACAGUCAGGCAUAUAAAACAACUGGGUCCUUUCGACUCUAUACAAACUUGUAAUAUUACCUUACCAUGGACUGAUGGCCCCUUUCAGCUGGCCUUUGGGACAUUUGGGACAUAUAAAACCAUAAACACAGCACCAAGUUCUAGACUGAAAGCAGAGCUCUUAAGCUGUCUAUGGCAUGCUGUGGACUGGGCUUACCUGGGGAACUGUCCAGCCAAUAGGGCUUCAGACUGAGAAAAAAGAACCUCGUCGGUCUAAGUAUCUGCCUAUGGAUUUAAGAGCCACCUGUGAAAUAAUUCACACAAAUAUCAAGCUAGCCAGUAAAGAAUUUAUAUUAUUAUUUUAUGUAUAUCUGUUGUACGAUAAAUAUAUAUGUAUAUGUCAAAGGAUAAGUAGUUAUAAAUAUAUAUAAAAUCUAUUUCAUGUGAAACAUCUGUGUGGUCUGAAUGCAAACAAUGUUGUGGCAUUAAAGGAUCUGGUUGACCAAUGAUGGUUGAGAAGAAUAGGCUCAACAACUAUUCAGAUAAAGACUUUCAGGAUGAUUCAUCUUCAAUAAAUAGCAUUUUAUCAGGAA
Molecule: messenger RNA, 2003 nt
Organism: Salmo salar (Atlantic salmon)
Lineage: Eukaryota; Metazoa; Chordata; Actinopteri; Salmoniformes; Salmonidae
Product: gremlin-2
Biological process (GO): animal organ morphogenesis
Molecular function (GO): receptor ligand activity; BMP binding
Source: RefSeq, a predicted model, not a curated record